Molecule: messenger RNA, 1812 nt
Organism: Paramisgurnus dabryanus
Lineage: Eukaryota; Metazoa; Chordata; Actinopteri; Cypriniformes; Cobitidae
Source: RefSeq, a predicted model, not a curated record
CAAAGCCCGUCUGGUAGAACUACAGCAUCCCGGAAGCUUACUGAAACAAAUCUAAAAAUAACAGCGAGACUAAUGGAUUAAAACACAUUUUGCUGCAGACAAUGUCAUCAGAACAGCAACCCCUAAAUGUCCCACCACGGCCACAUGACUUGCUGAGACAGCAGUUGAUGGAGAGACUUCUUACCAGACUGCAAUCUGCCAUAAACCAAGUACCACUAAAUUUGGAUUAUUUGGAGUUUCUGACACGCCACGAGCUUAUUCUAUUUGAAUCGUUCUCUGGGCAGAUAGGCAGUGUAUCAAACAUUACAGAAGCACUACAAAACCUCUAUGAUGUUAUCAAAAGGGAAAUGAAUGCCAGAUCUAUGCCCAUUGUUGAACAGGAAACAGAGGUUGGUCCAGGUUCUGGUCACCCCAAAAUUGUAAUAGAGAAAGAAAAACUAAAGAAUUUGCUGGACACACAUCUGCCAGUCUCCUGCAUUGAAAAAUUGUUGUGUGUUUCAAGGAGAACAAUUUACAGAAGAAUGAAAGAAUUUGGCUUAUCUGUAAGAGGAUCAUACAGCACAGUGACUGACCAAGAGCUUGACAACAUCAUUUCAGCUAUAAAAAGUCAGAUGCCAAAUGCUGGUUAUAGAAUGGUUCAAGGCCAUUUGGUGUCAAUGGGUCACCGCAUUCAGUGGUGGAGAAUGAUGGCCUCCAUGCAUCGGGUUGAUGCUGCAGGGAUCUUCUUACGACUCACAGAACUAGGUUGUGUUGUGCGAAGAAGUUAUUCUGUGCGAGGCCCUCUGUCAUUGGUCCACAUUGACACAAAUCACAAACUGAUCAGAUACAACAUUGUGAUCUUUGGAGGAGUGGACGGCUACUCAAGGAAGAUCUUGUACUUGGAUGCUGCAACAAAUAACAAAGCAUCAACUGCAUUCUCAAUCUUCCUGAGAUCAACCCAGCUUUAUGGCUUACCAUCAAGAGUAAGGGGGGAUCAGGGUGUUGAGAACGUGGACAUUGCACACUUUAUGUUCACCACACGGGGAACAGGAAGAGCCAGCUUUAUCUCGGGAAAGAGUGUCCACAAUCAGAGAAUAGAGCGACUUUGGCGGGAUGUCUGGGUUGCAGUCACUAGCAAGUACCAUGAUGUUCUACACUCUCUCGAGGAAGACGGUCUGCUUGAUAUCUCUGAUGAGGUUCAUCUUUUUGGUGCCCACUACAUAUUUGUCCCUCGACUCAGAGCAGACCUUGAGACCUUCACUGGAGGAUGGAAUAAUCAUCCUCUACGGACAGAGGGAGGUCUCAGUCCUGAACAGCUGUGGUAUAUGGGACAUCAACAAGAUCUAUACGAAGGGGAGAGUCUUGAGGAACUUCAAGAUCCAGGCAUUGAAUGGGAGAGUGCAAUGCUCCAAGGAGAUGCCAACGGUACAGUUGUGGUUCCUGAAAUUUUGUGCCCACUAGAUGAUGAAGCCCUGGAAGAACUUCAGAGAACUCUUGAACCUAUGGAACAUUCUCAGUCACAUGGUCGUGACUUGUACACACGAUACUUGCACAUAGUAUCCAACCAACAAUGACAUUUAAACCUGAACUUCUUAGCUGGUUACAAUAUUGCACUUGGCAAAAACAUCCCAUUAUGUUUACCAAUGAACCAGGAAAAAAAGGCACUUAAGGAGAGGCACCCUUUGGGAUGUAUAACUAACAGUAGCAACAGCUGUUACAAGUUCUAUCUAGCUCUAAAAAAAGAAAUACUAAAGAUGUUAUACAACUAGAGGUGAGAAAAGUAAAAGUGCAGAGUUCACCCAUUUUGGGAAGUCCCUAAAUAAAACCCAAAUU